CAAUCCCAAAUGUAGACAAUGGCCACCGAGCUAAGCACUUACAGGCAACGCUCUAUGGCGUUUCUUCUCCCUUCAUCCUCCUAGAUAAGCCUCUGUGUUCUCUGGAUCUAAUCUCUGCAUUAAUAUUCUAUGGUUUCUUUUCUUUCUUUUUUGUUUGUUUUUCUCCUGAUUUGAUUUCCAGGGGACGAUGACGAUUUCCUUUUUACAUAGGGUAUGGAAAGGUAGUUGAUGUAUUUGUGCCGAACAAGAGAGAUAAAUGGGGGAAAAGAUUUGGUUUUGUCCGUAUGGUAGGGGUGAUGAAUGAGUAUAGAAUGGAGAAGAGGCUUAAUGAGAUUUGGUUCGGGUUUUAUAAGCUACGGGUGAGGAUCGCUGACCGUCCUGUGAAGCAGAGUUCAGGGCCGGAAAAGAUGACAAGGAGCAAUGCGAAUAGAUUGGUUCAACCUGGGCAGUCUUAUGCACAGGUGGUUGUGGGGAACAAUCAGCGGUAUGUUAGGAAGCAGGAUAACGAAACGGAAAUAUCUGAAAAGGAGAAAGGUAAGGUUCUGGUGGAGAUGGUCCCAGUGCAGACAGUACAGCUUGAAAAGAAUGAGUAUGUUGGUUCAAGUGAUACGAUGCAGGGGCAGACGGGGAUGGUGGGAAGUGUAUGGGAUCAAGUUCAAGCGGCAACCAUUGAUUUUUCUCCGACGGAGGAGGAGCUACAUUGGCUGGAGGGGGGUAUGGUGGCAUUAUUAAAGUCAUUAAGGUUCAUUACGAGCAUACAGGAUACUGUCGAUGUGGAUGGAGGGAUGAUUUCAGUAUCACCAUUAGGGGGCAGAUCAGUGUUGUUAACUGAAAAAGUGAAAGGUUACCUGGGCGAGUUUAUGGAGCAAAAUAAAGAAUUGUUUGACACAUGGUUUGAAUCCGUAAGGCCGUGGGCAAUGGCAGCUUCGCUGAGAAGUAGACUAGUUUGGUUGCGAGUUUCAGGCGUCCCGUUGAAAGCGUGGAGUGAUAGGUGUUUUGCAUUGAUCGGAGGAACAGUGGGUGAGGUGGUGAUGGUGCAUGAUGAUACCAGAAAUAAAUUAUUUAUGUGUGAAGGAAGGGUUUUAGUUCUUUGUAGUGAUGAACUCAAAAUUGCUAAGACUGUACAAUUGAAGAUCGAGGGCCAGACAUAUGAGGUGGGGGUUGUGGAGGAAGAAUGGAGGUCCGAUCCCGACUGGUGGGUAGUGGACGGUGACCGGCGGAGCUAUUCAGAGGCUUCAUCGGAAUAUUCCUCGCAAAGUGGUGACGAAGAUCCGGAAAUUAGUGUAGACGAGAUUAGCGCCGAGGAUGAUGCUAGCAUUGAUUUGGAGCAGUUUCAGAAGGAAGGGGUUUUGAAUUCAAAUGGUAAGGAAGUAACGGUUCAGGAGGCGGAUUGCAUGAGUGGCGGGAUUGAGCAAUAUGGGAGGAUAGAGGACAUGCAUGGGCUGGUAAAGGAUAAUGGGCUGAUAGAUGGUAUUGGGCCGGGAGUGAGUCUUACAGGGCUGGUUGAAAAUGGUAAGAGCAGAAAACCCAAUGACUUAGUCCUAGAAGGGUCUGCAUGUGAUAGGGUCGGUAAAGAGGGGAUGGGUAAAAAGAGGAGACAAAUUGCAGAUUGCUAUCCGAAAGAGGGGAGAGAAAAUCAGGAAGAUCGAGCAGAUUGGGUGACUGGGCGGACAAAGCAGAGGCACGCGAGAAGGAUGAAGGUGCAGCAGUUGCCAGCAGAGUCGGGAAGGACGCAGCAGAUGACAGCAGAAUCGGGAAGGAAUCAGCAAGAAGGAAGAGAUGCCUCUAUCUCAGAUGGGUGUAUUGCUCACCGGAACCGUGUGAUUCAACAGGAUCUCAGUAUGCACGAGGUAAGAAGGUUGAUUACAGCUGGGAGACGGCUGGGUAUGCAGUUUCAGGGAAGUGAAGAGGAGGUGGAAUCUCGGUUUUUAGAGCUGGAGCAGAGGGAUGAGGAGACCAAAUUAGAAGAGGUAGAGGAAGAAUUGUGUAAAAAGUUGUGGUAUUCGGAUGAGUUUGAUUGGAGUAUGAAGAGCUCGGUUGGAGCAUCUGGAGGGUUGUUGUGUGUGUGGAGCAGGACAGCUUUUGGCAAAGUGGAGGAAUUUACAGGGGAUGGGUACUUGGGUAUAAGAGGCGUAUGGGGGUCAAAAGAGGAGCCGUGUGUUUUUGUGAACGUAUAUGCUCCGAGUGAUAGAAGGAGCAAGGCUGCGUUAUGGGAUGAGCUCAGCCAGAAAAUUACAGAAGAGGGUGGGAGAUGGUUGCUGGCAGGGGAUUAUAAUGCUGUUCGGUGCCUUGAAGAAAAAAGGGGAAGGACAGGUAUGAGUGUAGAUAUGUCGGAGUUUGACGCUUUCAUUGAGACAACAGGAUUGGUUGAUAUUAAGUUGGCCAAUCGGAAGUUUACAUGGUAUAGACCGGAUGGGACAUCCAUGAGCAGAUUGGAUAGGAUAUUGAUGACUGUGGAGAUGAGCAGUAUGGAUUGGGGGCCUAAACCUUUUCGGGUGUUGGAUGUUUGGCAGCAACAUCCAGAAUUUAAGAAAGUAGUUGAAGACAAAUGGAAUGAGACGGUGGUUGAUGGGUUUGCAGGGUAUAGAUGCGUACAGAAAUUAAAGAUGCUGAAGAAUGUUUUGAAAGGGUGGAAUAAGGAAGUGUUUGGGGAUAUAGAAGUUAAAUAUCAAGUUGCUAUGGAUAAGGUUGCGCAGAUGGAUAUGAAGAAUGAAGAGGCUGAUUUAGAAGGGGAAGAGGUGUCUGAGAGACAAGAAGGCUUUAAUGAAAUGUGGGAUAUUCUGAAGAAAAGGGAGAUAUUAUGGAAGCAGAAAUCAAGAUGUAGCUGGGCAAAAUUAGGGGAUGCUAAUACGAGGUUUUUUCACAAAGUUGCAAAUGGUAGAAAAGCUCAUAAUAACAUUAAUGGGUUUGCAUGUGAAGGCAAAUGGGUGGAGGAGCCCAAGGAGGUGAAGAACGAGGUGGUCAGGUACUUUAGUAAGAUGUUUGCCGGAGAAUCAUGGCAACGCCCCAAGCCAGUUGGAAUCAAUUUUAAACAGAUUUCGGAAGAGAAGAAGGCGGAGUUAGAAAGGCCCUUUUCUGUAGAGGAGAUUGAGGAUGGAUUGAAGAGCUGUGAGGGAACUAAAGCGCCCGGGCCGGAUGGAUUCAAUUUUAAUUUUCUCAAAUGUGUGUGGAACUGUUUGAAGGAGGAUUUUUUGAGCUUUUUUGAGGAAUUCCACCAGAAUGGCAGGUUAAAGGGCGUAAUGUCGGAGUUAAUUAGUGACACGCAAUCUGCUUUUCUGGGGGGGCGCCAAUUGGUUGAUAGUGUUCUAUUGCUAAAUGAGGUGGUCGAUGAGGUGAAAUUGAAAAAACAAAAGGCCUUUGUUUUUAAAGCUGAUUUUGAAAAGGCUUAUGAUUGCGUAGAUUGGACAUACUUGGAUUGGAUGCUGUGCAGGAUGGGCUUUGGAAUGAAAUGGCGCGGGUGGAUUAGAGAAUGUCUUUCAACAGCAAGGAUUUCGGUAUUAGUUAAUGGGAGUCCGACGGAGGAAUUUGUGAUGGGAAGAGGUUUAAGGCAAGGUGAUCCGUUAUCACCAUUUCUUUUUCUGAUAGCCGCUGAGGGGUUAAAUGGGUUAGUUAGGAGAGCUGAAACGGAAGGAAUGUUACAUGGUCCAGCAGUGGGUAAUAAGGGGUUAACUGUUUCUUUGCUUCAAUUUGCUGAUGAUACGGUGAUUUUGGGGACUGCUGACAGCGAAAAUGUAUUUGCGGUGAAGGCCAUUUUAAGAUGUUUCGAGUUGAUGUCUGCUUUAAGGAUUAAUUUUUCCAAGAGUAGUGUGGUUGGUUAUAAUGUGUCAGAAAGGUGGAUUAAAGGGGCAGCAAGCGUCUUACAUUGCGGUGUUGGGGAAACUUCUUUUAUGUACUUGGGGUUGCCGGUUGGUGGGAAGAUUAGGUGUAAGAAGAUGUGGGAACCGGUUCUGAAAAAAUUUCGAGCCAAGCUUGCCGUCUGGAAAUCUUCUACGUUGUCCUUUGGUGGUCGCAUCACUCUACUCAACUCGGUACUCUCUGCUAUCCCUACCUUUUAUAUGUCAUUAUUUUUAAUGCCGAAUUGUGUGGUUGCGGAGUUGAUUAGUAUUCAACGGGCUUUCUUGUGGGGUGGGGCGGAGUUAAAGCGGCGAAUCCCUUGGGUUAAAUGGGAUUAUAUUUGUUUCAAUAAGAGGAAGGGAGGCUUAGGAGUGUUAGAUUUAAGUAGGAAAAACUGGGCGUUAUUAGGAAAAUGGUGGUUCAGAUUAGGGGAUGGGGUGGAGGGUUUGUGGAAGAAGGUGGUGUGGGAGAAAUACUAUGGGGGUAGGGAGGAAGUAGAUAUUACGGCCUUGGAGAGUGUGAGGGUAUCUCGGAUUUGGAGGGAUAUUAUUAGUAUAGGUCAAAGAUCUGGAAGGUUAAAGGAUAUGUUGGUCAAGGGUUUCAAAUGGGGGGUAGGGGAGGGUUGUCGAGUAGGGUUCUGGAGGUCGGUGUGGGUGGGGGAGAAAGCUUUAAGAGAUCUGUGUCCCAGAUUGUUUCAGCUGGCUAUAAAUAAGGAGGGUUUAGUAAGUGAGAUGGGGGGUUGGGAGGCGGGUAGGUGGAGGUGGAAUAUCAUGUGGAGGAGAGGGAGGUUUGGAAGGGAGAAGGAUGAGGAGGUGGUGUUGUGGGAGGUGUUGAGUACAGUUGGUCUUAAGGUGGGAGUUGAAGAUUGGUGGCAGUGGAUUCAUGGUCCAGAUGGGAAGUACGGGGUGAAACAAGCGUAUGAGUUUUUAGAAUCGACGGAAGCUAUACUUAAUGAUUGGAUGUGUAAGUUAAUUUGGUGUCGGUUAGUUCCAUCUAAAGUAAGUGUCUUUGGGUGGAGAUUAGGUCUUCAGAGACUUCCUACAAAAUGGAAUUUGCAAAAGAGAGGUGUGGUGUUAGAGGGGGGCUUAAUGUGUGGGCUGUGUAAUGAGGAGGUGGAAGAUAUUAAUCAUGUGUUUUGUACUUGUAAGGAAGUGUGGUUAAUUUGGGUGAGGGUGCUGUCUUGGUGGGGGUUUGAGGGUGUGUUGCCGGGUCUGUUGGAGGGGGUUGCAGAAAUUUUCUGGUAUGGUUUGGGUAAGGUGGUAGGGAAGGAGUUGGGAGCAUGCCUUUUUCUUGUCACAUCAUGGUAUAUAUGGUAUUGGAGGAAUUGUAGAGUAUUUAAGGGGGAUGUGGCCCUUCGGGAGGGGUUGUUAGUGAUGAUUCAGGAAAAGACUUUCUUCUGGUGCAAGAGUAAAGUGCAGGGAUGUGUAUUUUCGGUUAGUGAUUGGAAGUUAAAUCCACAUGGGUGUGCUGCAGCUAUGAGAAAUCAAAAGAGGAAGCAAAAGGAGAUCCGCCUAAAUCAAAUAGGAAAGGAAUCUAAGGGAUUACAAGAGGAUAUAUAAAGUGCUGAACUAGGGGGAAUUUUGAGGAUAGCGCUCAAGUUCAAGGUGCUGCGUCCAUGCGGUUGAAGGACUUGCUGGAGAUGGUAACGUGAAGUUUGAAGAGAUUUCUAUGAGCAUUGAGGCAAGGGAUUGCCAAUUGUCCAAUACGUCAUUUUUUGGGUGUUUCUUUGGUCUAGUGCUAUAUGGUGUGUUAUUUAUUUGUUUGUAGGAAGUGUGUUGGUUGAAUUUUUCUUGUAUUUUUGUAAGUGGGUUGGAGUACCCCUUGUACUCCAUUUAAUAAAUUUCAUUUUGCUGA
Messenger RNA from Rubroshorea leprosula, 5688 nucleotides. NCBI's taxonomy places the organism in Eukaryota, Viridiplantae, Streptophyta, Magnoliopsida, Malvales, Dipterocarpaceae. The record is from the annotation of a GenBank genome assembly.